GUCACGGCUCAAGAUGCGGCUACGCUGUUACGCUACCACGAGAAAAAACUCAUCGAAUUCACACAGAAAUUUCAGCCACCCAUGCCUAAAAACACCCAAGGCACGGCUUUAAUCUAUUUCAAGCGGUUCUUUCUUCGCAAUUGCAUCCUACAGUACGAGCCCAAGGAUGUGCUCGUAACAGCGGCGUUCUUGGCGUGUAAGGUGGAGGAGUUCAACGUGUCCAUCGAUCAGUUCGUGGCCAACAUCCAGGGCAAUAAAGAGCGGGCCAUUCACACCAUUCUCUCCAACGAGUUGUUACUCAUCCGGGAGCUGCGAUUCCAUUUGACCAUUCAUAAUCCGUAUCGAAGCGUAGAAGGUUUCUUGAUUGAUCUCAAAGUCAAUUUCCCUGAGUUGGCCGAUCCACAGACCUUGCGCGAACCCAUCGAGCGAUUCUUGUCCGAAGCCGCUUUGACUAAUGCCUGCUUCAUCUAUUCACCGUCUCAAAUCGCCUUGGCCGCCGUUAUUCAAUCCGCCAUGAAAAGCGGCUCGCACGUGGACUCUUACGUGACCAAUCGGCUCUUGGGCCCCGAAUAUCAUUUUGACAUUAGUCAAAUCGUCGAUGUGAUCAACGGAAUUCGAUACAUGGCAAAGCGUGCCUCUGAUCUUCCCGAUGCUAGCACUGUGCGGGGCAUCCUGGAGAAGAUGGCCCAUGACAAGGAACAAAUCGAACAACUAAAGUCCAGUAGACAGCGUUAUCUUUGACAUCAAUAAACACUUUAACCAUA
Messenger RNA from Tigriopus californicus, 764 nucleotides. It is a transcript of the gene CycH, whose product is annotated as cyclin-H-like. Gene Ontology annotation, cellular component: nucleus; transcription factor TFIIK complex. The record is from RefSeq and is a predicted model, not a curated record. Gene Ontology annotation, biological process: regulation of cyclin-dependent protein serine/threonine kinase activity; regulation of transcription by RNA polymerase II; DNA-templated transcription. Gene Ontology annotation, molecular function: cyclin-dependent protein serine/threonine kinase regulator activity. NCBI's taxonomy places the organism in Eukaryota, Metazoa, Arthropoda, Copepoda, Harpacticoida, Harpacticidae.